Molecule: messenger RNA, 2434 nt
Organism: Frankliniella occidentalis (western flower thrips)
Lineage: Eukaryota; Metazoa; Arthropoda; Insecta; Thysanoptera; Thripidae
Product: facilitated trehalose transporter Tret1-2 homolog
Exons: 6
Coding region: 410-1984 (524 amino acids)
Biological process (GO): transmembrane transport
Cellular component (GO): membrane
Molecular function (GO): transmembrane transporter activity
Source: RefSeq, a predicted model, not a curated record
GCGGGGCACAGCGGAAAGUGGAGUGGGCUUGAGGAGUCAGCGAGUCAGUCAGUGUGCCGGUCGUUGUCUGCGGCCGCCGCCGCACAUCGCCGUCGGGACGCACCAUCAAGCUCGACGACCACAAUGGGGCCGGCGUGGACAGGGUGACAAGACGGAAGACACUCCCUCCUCUACAAUGAGUGCGUCAGGCAGCACAGACUGCGUCCUCCCGGUGGACGUCCUGCUGGAGGCCAAGACCACAGCUCGGGCGACCCGCCGGCAGGUCUUUGCCACAAUGUCGGGGACCGUAGGGCGUAUAGCGGCAGGCCCGGCGUGGCAUGGGUUUCCCUGCGUGUUCAGGCCGCGCACCUCGUGACGGUCUAAGGGCUACUCUACCCCUCAGUAGCUGCUCGUGGGUCGCAGCGAUAACAUGAUAAACUACAACACGUUCGUGGACAUGGCGGCGCGCAGCGGCAGCGAGGGAGAAGGAAGGGUUCAACGUCCCUCUGUCUCCUCAUGUCCCGUCGCUAGUGGGAGGCCCGUGAUACAGAGACAAGUGCUGGUGAGCUUGGCAGCUGGACUGGCAUGCGUGGCCGUGGGGUCGUGCCUAGGGUGGCCCUCCCCCACUCUAGCCCGCAUGAGCAGCCCCCACUGGCGGUGGCCGGGCACAGGGAUCGCACACCAAGCCCACCGCCAGCCCCGGCCGCUGUCCGGGGACGAGGGCUCCUGGGUGGUGUCCCUCAUGGACUUGGGCGUGGUGCUUGGGUCGCUGCCUGCCGGCUGGGCUGCGGACCGCUGGGGUCGCCGGCCCAUUCUGCUGCUGAGCGCACCGCUCUUCGUCGUGUCGUGGCUGCUGGUGCUGGUCGCCGAGGGUCCCGAGUUUUUGUACGCGGCCCGCCUCCUCCAGGGGCUAGCCUCGGCCGUAGCCAUGGUCGUGUCCGCCAUGUACGCCGGCGAGGUGUCCGAGGACGGGCUCCGAGGCACCAACAGCACCCUGGUGGCCAUGCUGCUCUCCCUGGGCACGGUGCUGUCGUACUCGGUGGGUCCGUACGUCACGUACCGCGCGCUGGCGUGCGCGCUCCUCGCAGUGCCCGCCCUGUUCGUGAUGUGCUUCUGCUGGGCGCCCGAGUCCCCGCACUGGCUGCUGGCAAAGGGCCGGCGUCUCGAGGCCGAGGAGGCCCUGCGCUACCUCCGCGACGGCGACACCACCAGCAGCGGCCCGCUGCUCGUGUGCGCCGAGGCCGACCGCAUCGAGACCGCCAUAGUGGAGGCGUCGCCGCGAGGCACGGCGGGGACGGCGACCCUGCUGAGUGCCGCUCGGGAGCUACUGCUCGUGUCCGGGCCCGACCGCGCCGCCUUCCUGCUCGUCCUUGGUCUCGUCUGCAUCCAGGCGCUCAGCGGCUCGGAUCCCAUGACUGCGUAUUCGGCCAUCACGCUGCCCGGGGGCUACGUCUUGGACGCCGACCAGGUCGUCAUCGUCUUCGGGGUGGUGAGCACUGUCUCGACGGGGGCGGGCGCGGUGCUCAUCGACCGCGUGGGCCGGCGGCUGCUGCUGAUCGCCUUCGCCUCGCUGCAGUUCGUCUCGCUGCUGGGCUCCGCCGUGUACUACUCGCUCGACGAGCGCACCGAGGUCGACCUCGCCGCGGUGCAGUGGCUCCCGCACACCGCCCUGGUGCUGUACGGCGUGGCGUAUCCCAUCGGCCUGGGCACCGUCCCCAACGCCCUACAGAUGGAGCUGUUCAGCACGCGAGUCAAGGGACUGGCCCUCCCCGCCAUCCUAGUAUCCUUCAACGUGCUCACGUUCACCGUGUCCAAACUGUACGAGGUGGUCUGGCACGCAUGGGGCAAGGACGUAGCGUUCUGGGUGUUCUCCGUCGACUGCCUGCUGGCCGUCCUCCUAGCAACGCUCGCGCUCAAGGAGACAAAGGGGAAGUCCUUCCCGGAGAUCCAAGACCUCUUGGACCCUCGGCGGAAGCAAAGAAACACUCCAACUUGGCCUUCAUGAGAAGCAGCAUGGGUGCAGUAUGUUUGAAAACUGUGCAAGAAUUCCCCUCGGACCCCUACUUUUCCUGGUUAUGCCGUACCGCAUCCACUCGUGUAGGUGCGUUGCCUACUAUCUCGGGGCCGCAAGGCUCCAUAGAUGUAAUGACGGUGGGCAAACCCGCCAGCGCCCCUGCAUUCGGUACCGGACUGGGCCGAUGGAGCAUCCUGUAUGGUGUAUACGGAAGGAAGGGGCGUUAACACGGCUCAAACCCUUUGGAAUGUUGAACUACUUAAAACACGAAUACUUUUAGGGGUCAUGAUGCUUUAUUUUUUGAGAUGGUAUGUGGCGCGGUCACAAUGUUUUCCGUUGCAUUUUCUGUGACUAGUAUUAAGGCACUCAAGACUGAUAGUUGUUGUAUGUCUGUAAAUAUUUACGUUAAGGUAACAAUUAUAGUUGUAAAUCAAUAGCAAA